GAAAAUUUAGGAAAUUAUUCAGACAUAGAUCUACCUACAAAUCAUCUCAAGUAUUAUUUCCAUUCAUUUCCUGCUGUGGUUCAAAAAUGUCAAGAUGAUCCAGCAUGUCCAUAUAAGCAACUUCUAUUAAAAAUACUAUAAAUGAACUUCCAAGACCAAUUGCUAGCAAUUUUAGCAUGAAUAGAAUAUCAGCAGUGGUGAGAGGUCGUACAUGUGGUGAAGUUUCUAAUUCUUCAGUGUUUGUCAAAUUCAUUUUGUACCGACCAAUCGCAAAUUCAUCCCAAUAAUUUUGCAAUCCAGAUUCAGCAUACCGAGAUGCUAUUUCAUUGAUCCUCUUACCAAUUGGCAGAGUCAUCAGGAAAUAUUGGUAACUGAAACUGCAAGGGUCUGACACAUGUAGCUGGUGUUUGUAAGCUGGUUCAUAUGCUCGGAAGUCAACUGUGAUGUAAGCUGCAAGAGAAUCAUUAAGAACAACUUGGUAUCCAUUGAGGUUCUCAAGUAUCUUAGCUGACAGUUGCAUCUCGGAGAGUAUGAGAUUAACACUUGGAGUACUGCCAGCAUUUACGUAAACCUUGUACUUGAAAUGCUUCAGAUCAGCUAUUGAAUCAACGCUUUGACGUUCAGGUCUGGUUAAAAAUUUAGCCAGGUGACCUUGGAAUGUUGCAUUAAGUAUUAUCACCAACCAUAAUAUGCCGAAUAAACAAAUUCGAAGGGGUAGUCUGUUCAAUGGUUGAAGGACACCAGUUGACACUAGGAGUCUUAUUAAUUCCAAUGCUACUGAAGAACAUGGCUGCUUUUUGUUGAGCAUCAAUGCAAUGAAUAGUACACUGAAGGAGAUAAUUACGAGAAGAAUAAUUAAAAAGCUGUAGAAUGAUAGAAUUUUGUCUUCAGCACUGAGAAAAGGUCUUUUCUGAGUUAUGAUUACUGUUGAUGUUUGUCGGAAAGGAUAACUGGUGUGAACACCUUUUCCAAUUGGAGAUAAAUUAUAAGAAGUCAAAAGGAAUUGAUACCUUUCUAAAGGAUUAUUUAAAUGAGAAAGGAUGCUGGGGCUAUGAAGAGGAUUGUGAUAAAAAAUAUGCAUUCUCAACUCCACACUGUCCUGGAGAUCAUAAGGGUUGGGUUCAGACGAAGGAAGCUCAGGUUGAUACUUUUUAUGCUCAAGGAGACUUUGGAUAUGUUAGAGAUCAGAGGAAAGAAAUGAUGCUUUUGUGCGAGCCAUUUUUUGUGGAAGAUUCAUCACUAGAGUGCUCUGAGCAUCUACGAUUUUGUAGAGGACGUAAUAUAAUGAUUAAUUUUGAGGACUUAAUCAACCGAAAUGAACCCCUAAGAUAUGCAAUGGAUGUUUUAAAAGAAGGCCAAAUUGGUGGUUAUUGCUCAUGGAAUGCAAAAAAAUUGCUAGAAAAUGCAGAUCAUAUCAGUGCUUUGCAAUCUUGGGGACCGGAAUUCCGAAACUUUAGAAAAUUACCACGACGUCCAAUUGUGGAGGGCGACUGUGAUAUUGUUAUUGAAAAGCCAACAUAUAUAAUGAAAAUUGAUGCAACUGUAAAUUUGUAUCAUCAUUUCUGUGAUUUUUUUAAUCUCUACGCUUCAUUACAUGUAAAUAAUACUCAUCCAUCAACUUUUAGUACUGAUAAUCAUAUUCUCAUAUGGGAAAGCUACAGCUAUCGAUCAGCAUUUCAAGACACCUUUGAGGCAUUUACUCGAAAUCCUCUUUGGGAUUUGAAUACAUUCCGUGGUGAUAAAGUUUGCUUCAGGAAUGUAGUGUUUCCUUUACUUCCAAGGAUGAUUUUUGGUCUUUAUUAUAAUACUCCUUUGAUUUAUGGUUGUGAGAAAAGUGGACUGUUUAAAGCAUUUAGUGAACAUAUUUUACAUAGAUUAAAAAUUCCACUACAUCCAAGGAAAAAUGAUAAAAUAAAAGUUACUUUGCUUAGCAGAGAUACAAGAUAUAGAAGAAUAUUAAAUGAAGAUGAAUUGGUAGAAGCAUUAAAGAAGAAUAAAAAAUAUAAAGUUAGGAAAGUUGUGUACAAUCGAAAUGUACCCUUUAAGAAGCAGUUAGAGAUAACACGAAAUACAGAUAUCUUCAUAGGCAUUCAUGGUGCUGGCUUGACCCAUGCUCUUUUUCUACCUGAUUGGGCUGCUAUAUUUGAAUUGUAUAACUGUGAAGAUUCUAGCUGUUAUAAAGAUUUAGCAAGACUACGUGGUGUGAAAUAUUUCACUUGGGAAAAGAAUGAUAAAUUAAUCCAACAGGAUCCAGGAACACAUCCUGAUGGUGGAGCACAUGCGAAAUUUACCAAUUAUAGCUUUGAUGUUGAGGAAUUUUUAAGAAUUGUGUCCCGAGCUGCUAAAUAUGUAAAAGGACAAGAAUCAUUCAAGAGGUUUGUUGGAAAAAGUAUUAAAGAAAAAUCAUCAUUGAAGGAUGAGUUAUAGAAGUUAAUAAAUAAACUAGGCAUCAGCGAUAGAUUAAAUUGUCGGUAGUUACCAUGAUAGUGAUAGCAUUUGUACAACUAAAUGACUGGUAUCAGUAAUACCAGUGAAAGGUCAUUGGACUUUUAUAUUUUUUAUAUACAGUUUAUCGAAUAAAGCUCUGAAGAAAAUCAUUAAUAAUA
Molecule: messenger RNA, 2606 nt
Organism: Chelonus insularis
Lineage: Eukaryota; Metazoa; Arthropoda; Insecta; Hymenoptera; Braconidae
Gene: Eogt
Product: EGF-domain O-GlcNAc transferase
Exons: 9
Coding region: 931-2427 (498 amino acids)
Cellular component (GO): endoplasmic reticulum lumen
Molecular function (GO): protein O-acetylglucosaminyltransferase activity
Source: RefSeq, a predicted model, not a curated record